Eimeria maxima is the source of this 378-nucleotide messenger RNA. RefSeq lists its product as hypothetical. The record is from RefSeq and is a predicted model, not a curated record. Bases 1 to 378 code for a protein of 125 amino acids. Lineage: Eukaryota; Apicomplexa; Conoidasida; Eucoccidiorida; Eimeriidae. The transcript has a single exon.
AUGGAAGGGGGGGAAGGUCCUGCACAGGGCAGCGGGUUGGGGGGCCCCCCGGGGCCCCCCCCUGCAGAAGGGUCUGGGGCGGUGUUGUUGAAGGAAGCGGAGCAGCUUGCUGCUUAUAUUGAAGGAGGGAAUCAUUCAGGAGAGAAAGGGAAGUUGUUGCAGAUGUCUUGGGGGGACAAGGCGGUGGUGUUGCCUGCAUUGCGCCGUCUGCUGCUGUCUCCUAAUAAGGAAAGAGAGACAAUAAAAAGGGCAAUAGAUGCCCUCCUCCCUCCUUCAGAUACACCUGUUAGUCAACAAGAUCCUCAUUUCCUUGCAGGGAAACUUUGGCUGCAGGCGCGUCUCUUCGCUAUGCACGAGAAGUCGCCGCUGCAGUUCUGA